GGAGUGAGGUGCGUGGAACCGAGAGCUAAAAUUGGUUUCGUGGUGAGGAAAAGUGAAGGAACAGGGCGUUACGAUCUGUAUUGUCUUCUUUGAAAAAAAAAAAAAACACAGGGAUCAUCAUUCCUUAUAUCACUGAAUACAACUGACUUGAGGGAUACGAAUCGGAACACUUUUUGCGUCAUGAAACUCAAUAAUUUGACUUUUUCUCAAGGAGACAUGGUCGAUUGAACAUUAAUACAACAUCCAGCCAAAAACAAAACAAACAAACAAGAAGAAAAAAAAACGUAACAUUUUAACAACAUUGCACAUUUUUCUCCAAUAGGUAUGGAUUCGUCCAUCACUUCCAUUGACUUCCAAAGUAACUGGACAAACACCACGGCGCAGAAUGAAACCGAGAUAUACUGGAACCAGUUUGUGCAACCGGUUUGGAGAAUAGUGCUCUGGGCAGUGGCUUACAGCACAAUUGUCAUCGUCUCCGUUGUGGGCAAUAUCACGGUGAUAUGGAUCAUUUUGGCGCACAAACGCAUGAGGACCGUGACGAAUUAUUUCCUCGUCAACUUGGCUUUCGCUGAAGCGUCAAUGUCCGCAUUCAACACCGUUAUAAACUUUGUCUACUCGGUGCACAAUGAGUGGUAUUUCGGACUCUAUUACUGCCGGUUCCACAACUUCUUCCCCAUAGCCGCCGUCUUCGCUUCUAUAUACUCAAUGACCGCGAUUGCGCUCGACAGAUAUAUGGCCAUCAUUCAUCCCCUGCAGCAGAGGAUGUCUGCAACUCAGACGAAGCUGGUCAUCGGGGUCAUCUGGGUUCUGGCUCUCCUGCUGGCCUUCCCCCAAUACUAUUAUUCCGACACAGACCAGUUGCCUGGCAGGGUGGUCUGCUACAUCGACUGGCCUGAGUACACUGUCCUGGACUUCAAAACCAUGUAUUUUGUGUGUGUAGCAGUGCUGAUUUACUUCCUCCCUCUGCUGGUGAUGGGCUGUGCUUACCUGGUGGUGGGACUGACUCUGUGGGCCAGUGAGAUCCCAGGAGAUUCAUCAGACCGUUACCAAGAGCAGCUGACCGCCAAACGCAAGGUGGUGAAGAUGAUGAUUGUGGUGGUAUGUACAUUCGCUGUUUGCUGGCUCCCCUAUCACGUCUAUUUCCUGAUUUACCAGUUCUACCCGCACCUGUUCGAGCAUCCCUUCAUUCAGCAGGUCUAUCUGACUAUCAUGUGGCUGGCAAUGAGCUCCACUAUGUACAACCCCAUUAUCUACUGCUGCCUCAAUGACAGGUUCCGUGCCGGAUUUAAGCAAGCAUUCCACUGGUGUCCGUGCAUCCCUGAGGGAUCCUACGAGGGGCUAGAGCUCAAGUCCACCCGGUACCAUCGAACCCAAACUAGUUUGUACAGGGCCAGUCGAAUGGAGACCGCCGUGUCCUGCGUGAUGCAGGAUGGCCAAAAGGUCAUGUUUGGGAGCAUCAGGGGGUCCGCAGGGAGACCGGCAGUUCACAGCCCCUCCAGGGAGUUCCCCUCCAAUGGCUCGUCCUCUCGCAGCAUCUCCAAAACCAUGUCAGAGACCACCAGCUUUUACUCCAGUAAUAACCUAUAAGAAUGAGAGUGCAGAAGCUCGAUUCAA
Carassius gibelio (silver crucian carp) is the source of this 1614-nucleotide messenger RNA. Its product is annotated as substance-P receptor-like. The transcript has 5 exons. Lineage: Eukaryota; Metazoa; Chordata; Actinopteri; Cypriniformes; Cyprinidae. Gene Ontology annotation, cellular component: sperm midpiece; plasma membrane. Gene Ontology annotation, biological process: G protein-coupled receptor signaling pathway; positive regulation of flagellated sperm motility. Bases 325 to 1587 code for a protein of 420 amino acids. The record is from RefSeq and is a predicted model, not a curated record. Gene Ontology annotation, molecular function: substance P receptor activity.